CAACUUUCUUCUUCUAUAUAACACGAUUGCUCUGACGGCACUUUCAUUGCUUUCUCUUCAUCUCCUUUCUCAUUUUCCUCGUCUUCCUCAAUCACACGUCUCUAGUGUUGAUCGAGUCCCAAAGCCAUGCCUCACACUCUUGGCCUCACUCAACCCAACUCCACCGAGCUUCCUAAGAUCUCGUUCGCUGCGAAGGAGAUCGAUGUAACGGAGUGGAAAGGAGACACACUCGUUGUUGGUGUGACGGAGAAAGACUUGGCGAAAGACGAUCACUCAAAGUUCGAGAAUCCGAUCUUGAACAAGCUCGAUGCUCACUUGAGUGGACUUUUAGCUUUAGUCUCUUCCGAGGAAGAUUUCACCGGAAAACCCGGUCAAUCAACUGUUCUUAGGCUUCCCGGUUUAGGAUCAAAACGGAUCGGUUUGAUCGGUCUUGGAAAAUCCGCUUCUUCUUCACCUGUUGCUUAUCAGAGCCUCGGUGAAGCUGUAGCCACAGUGUCAAAAGCUUCUCAAUCUAGCAGCGUUGCUAUUGUGCUUGCCUCCCCUGAAAUUGAAUCCAAGCUUGCUUCUGCAUCAGCUAUAGCUUCAGGCGUAGUGCUCGGUUUGUUUGAAGAUGGGAGGUAUAAGUCUGAAUCAAAGAAACCAUCUUUGAAAUCUGUUGAUAUCAUUGGAUUUGGAACUGGACCUGAAUUAGAAAAGAAGCUCAAGUAUGCUGAAGAUGUUUCUUACGGCGUUAUUUUUGGGAGAGAACUCACUAAUUCUCCUGCCAAUGUGCUUACUCCUGCUGUACUAGCUGAGGAAGCAGCAAAAGUGGCUUCUACCUACAGUGAUGUCUUCACUGCAAACAUCUUGAACGAGGAGCAAUGCAAAGAGUUGAAGAUGGGCUCUUAUCUAGCUGUUGCUGCUGCAUCGGCUAAUCCUCCUUACUUCAUCCACCUUGUCUAUAAACCCCCGAGUGGCUCUGUUAAGACCAAACUUGCUCUUGUUGGAAAAGGAUUGACCUUUGACAGUGGUGGCUACAACAUCAAGACUGGACCUGGCUGCUCGAUCGAGCUCAUGAAAUUCGAUAUGGGCGGUUCAGCUGCUGUUCUUGGCGCUGCGAAAGCUAUUGGUGAGAUUAAGCCUCCUGGUGUUGAGGUAAGCUUUCUCCCAUCAGAUACUUUUGUGAAGCUAGAGUUUCUUAAGGUAACUAACCAAUUGAUCUUUCCCAUUCAGGUUCAUUUCAUCGUUGCAGCCUGUGAGAAUAUGAUUAGUGGAACCGGAAUGAGACCUGGAGAUGUCAUCACAGCCUCAAACGGAAAGACCAUUGAGGUCAACAACACAGAUGCUGAAGGUCGUCUAACACUUGCUGAUGCUCUAGUGUAUGCUUGUAACCAGGGCGUCGACAAGAUUGUUGACCUCGCUACGUUGACCGGGGCCUGCGUUAUUGCUCUUGGAACAUCGAUGGCUGGGAUCUACACACCUAACGACGAGCUUGCAAAGGAAGUGAUUGCUGCGUCAGAGAAGAGUGGAGAGAAGCUAUGGAGGAUGCCAUUAGAAGAGAGUUAUUGGGAGAUGAUGAAGUCUGGAGUGGCUGAUAUGGUCAACACAGGCGGGCGUGCAGGAGGCUCCAUCACCGCAGCUCUCUUCUUGAAACAGUUUGUGAGCGAGAAGGUGCAAUGGAUGCAUAUAGACAUGGCUGGACCGGUUUGGAACGAGAAGAAGAAGUCUGGGACUGGGUUUGGUGUUGCUACGCUUGUCGAAUGGGUGCAGACGAAUUCUUCUUCGUAGAUGAAACCUGAAGAAAGAGACAGAGAGAGAGACCCUAAAGCUUUUUCGGUUGUGAAGUGUUUUCUGGUUUUCAAUAACGUCUCUGGUGUUUUUGAUGAUCUUACUUGUUCUGAACAGUAAAAUUAUCAUUUGUUGAAUAAAAGGGUCCUUUCCGUUUUGUCGUGCAAA
Eutrema salsugineum is the source of this 1935-nucleotide messenger RNA. Its product is annotated as leucine aminopeptidase 1. Gene Ontology annotation, biological process: proteolysis. Gene Ontology annotation, cellular component: cytoplasm. Gene Ontology annotation, molecular function: manganese ion binding; metalloaminopeptidase activity. The record is from RefSeq and is a predicted model, not a curated record. Bases 127 to 1767 code for a protein of 546 amino acids. Lineage: Eukaryota; Viridiplantae; Streptophyta; Magnoliopsida; Brassicales; Brassicaceae. The transcript is spliced from 9 exons.